This is a messenger RNA of Solea senegalensis (Senegalese sole), 16593 nucleotides long. RefSeq names its product protocadherin Fat 4. Gene Ontology annotation, molecular function: calcium ion binding. Lineage: Eukaryota; Metazoa; Chordata; Actinopteri; Pleuronectiformes; Soleidae. Gene Ontology annotation, cellular component: cell-cell junction; plasma membrane. The record is from RefSeq and is a predicted model, not a curated record. Gene Ontology annotation, biological process: homophilic cell-cell adhesion. The transcript has 17 exons. The coding region runs from base 439 to 15357 and encodes 4972 amino acids.
CGUUAUUCCACGGGACGCGCUGCGUGGGCUCGACACAGCGCCUCGGACUCUGCGCUCCAACUUUGGAUAAACUUUGGGUUUUUACGCAUCGCGGCGCGCGCCACGGAGCUUCUGUUUGUGCGUGUGUUGCUUUCCCGUGGAGUUGAAGUGAAACUUUUUUGUUGCUGUUCCUGAUCUGCAGGAAUCAUUGUCUCCAUUCAGAGGAUUUAGUUGCAGUGGAGGAGCGCGCAGCAGCAGCAGCAGCAGCGGCAGCGGGAUAGAAUAACGCGCCUGUGGAAAAGUUUGGGACACUGAAGACGCGCGGAAAGGAGCUGUUGCUGCGUUUCUCAUUGAGUUUUCUCCUUUUGCACAAUGCGUUAGUGGCUUUGCAACUUGUGUGAAGUGGAUGCAUCGUCCGGCAUGGACUCUGUCUGAGAACGCUGGACUGGCUCACUGACCAUGGCGCACGCAGGUAGGAGUUUAAGCCGGUUUCACUUGGUUCUGCUGACGCUGUGGACUCUGUCGCGCGACUCCGCGUCCAGCCAAGUGCGCCAAGAGUUCCAGGUCCUGGAGGAGCAGCCCGUCGGCACCUACGUGGGCCAGAUCGAGACCAAGCCCAGCUUCACGUACCGCUUCAGCGAGAGCCACAGACUUUUCGCCAUCAACGGCACCACGGGGGUCAUCUACGCCUCCUCCGUGAUUGACAGGGAGGUUCUGCAGAGUGAUGUCAUCAACGUGGUGGUGCUGUCCAGCCAGCCCACGUACCCCACCGAGGUCCGGAUAGUCGUGUUGGAUAUUAACGACAACUCGCCGGUUUUCCCGGACGCGUCCAUAGUCGUGUCUUUCAAGGAGGACGCGAGCAGCGGCAGGCAGGUGAUCCUGGACACCGCCACCGACGCAGACAUUGGGAGUAACGGCGUGGACCACACCACGUACAGAAUAGUAAAGGGCAACGAGCGCAGGAGGUUCCGCCUGGAUAUUACAGUCAAUCCGAGCGGAGAGGGCGCGUUCCUGCACCUGGUCUCAACCGGAGGCUUGGACAGGGAGGUGACCCCCUUCUACCAGCUCCUGGUCGAGGUGGAGGACAAAGGGGACCCGAAAAAGUUUGGCUACCUGCAAGUAAACGUCACCAUUCAGGACAUAAACGACAACCCCCCUGUGUUUGAUCAAGACCAGUAUCAGACCAGUGUGUAUGAGGAUGCAGCAGUAGGCUCCAGUGUCCUCCAGAUCACAGCGUCAGACCAGGAUGAGGGAGCUAAUGCUGAAAUCAGGUACUUUUUGGAUGAGGGGACGCCGUUCCAAAUUGACCCCAAAGUUGGCAUUAUUACAAUAAAGGAGGGUUUGGAUUAUGAGAGUAAGAAAGAGUAUUCCCUGACUAUCCAUGCUGUAGAUAACGGCGUGCCGUCUCUGUCCGGCAGAACAGAAGCCACGAUAAAACUGUUAGACGUGAACGAUAAUGACCCCGUGGUGAAGUUUCGGUAUUUCCCCACCACGUCCAAGUUUGCCUCGGUGGACGAGAACGCUCAGAUCGGCACAGUCGUGGCUCUGCUCACCGUCUCAGACUCCGACUCGCCCACAGCUAAUGGCAACAUAUCCGUUUCCAUCUUAGGCGGCAACGAGCAGCGGCACUUUGAAGUGCAGACGUCUCCCGUGCCCAAUUUGAGUCUGAUCAAAGUGGCCAGCGUGUUAGACAGAGAGAGAAUCUCCUCGUACAACCUGACCGUGUCGGUGUCGGACAACGGCAAGCCCGUGGCGCGCUCCUCCUUUGCCAGUUUGGUUAUUUUUGUGAAUGAUAUCAACGAUCACCCGCCCAUAUUUCAGGAAACACUGUACAGAGUAGACAUCAGUGAAGACAUUCCAAAAGGCAGCUACAUUAAAGGGGUUUCUGCAACAGAUGGCGACUCUGGGCAGAAUGCCAACCUGCGCUACUCCCUGGUGUCUGGAAACGCUUUGGGCUGGUUUUCCAUCAGUGAAAACAGUGGUCUGGUUACCAGUGCAGCUUUGCUGGAUAGAGAAGUAGCAUCUGAAAUAGUACUUAACAUUAGUGCCAAAGACCAGGGGCUGCAGCCCAAGAUUUCGUACACUAAACUGAUAAUCAACAUCACUGACGUGAACGACCAAGUGCCCACAUUUACCCAGAGCACGUAUCACGUUUCCCUGGUGGAGCACGCUCCCGCUGGCACCGAGCUGGCGCUGCUGUCUGCGUCAGACGACGACCUCGGGGCCAACGGAACUAUCCGGUUCUCGUUUGAUGCAGAGACUCCAGCCAGUGUCCGGGAGCUGUUUCGCCUGGACGCCGCGUCGGGGCGAUUAAGCACAGCCGUGGAGCUAGACAGAGAGGAUCAGGCCUCCUACUUACUGCAUGUGCAGGCAGCAGAUGCGGGCAGCCCCCCUCUGCACUCUGUAGGAAAAGUCAACAUCACCCUGAGGGAUAUCAAUGACAAUAGGCCAGUUUUCUACCCGGUGCAGUAUUUUGCCAAUGUGAAAGAAAAUGAGCCCUCGGGUUCUUAUGUCACCACAGUUUCAGCCACAGAUCCCGAUUUAGGUCGAAACGGCACAGUCAAAUAUAUAAUCACGGCCGGAGACGCGUCCAAAUUCCGCAUUAAUAGCAACGCGGGGAAAAUUACCACUCUAGUGCCUCUGGAUAGAGAGGAGAAAACUGCUUACCAGCUGCAGGUGACAGCAGCAGAUGGCGGCGGCCUGCGCUCACACACACAGGCCAUCGUGACUGUAACUGUCAUAGACACACAGGACAACCCGCCCGUCUUCAGUCAGAGAGUCUACAGCUUUGUCAUGUUUGAAAACAUAGGCGCGGGGGCGGUGAUAGGCACCGUGUCGGCCACGACGGUCGACUUAAACACUAACAUCUCAUAUCUCAUCACCUCGGGAGACCAAAGGGGGCUCUUUGCCGUAAACGGCGCGGGUCAGAUCACAGCAUCCAGUCAGAUAGACAGAGAGGAGCAGGGCUUUUAUCAGCUGAAAGUUGUGGCCAGAGCAGGGGAGAUCACAGGGGAGGCUUUUGUUAACAUCACCGUGAAGGACUUAAAUGACAAUGCCCCUCGUUUCAUUCACGCCGUGGAGCACGUGAGUGCCGUGGAGAACUGGAGCACAGGCCAUGUCAUAUUCCAGGCCAGGGCUGCGGAUCCUGACGAGGGCCUGAAUGGCAUGGUGGUCUACAGCCUCAAACAAAACCCAAAAGGACUGUUUCAUAUUCAUGAGAAGCGAGGCCUCAUCACACUGACUGGGCCACUGGAGGUCACCACGAGCUCUUACGAGGUGGAGGUCACUGCAUCAGACAUGGGGGUCCCUCAGCACACGUCCAGCCUCGUCCUCAUCGUCAGUGUCUACGACGUGAACGACAACUCGCCGGUGUUCGACCAGCUCUCGUACGAGGUCAUCAUCCUGGAGUCGGAGCCGGUCAACAGCCGCUUUUUCAAAGUGGAGGCCGCCGACAAAGACUCGGGUCUGAACGGGGAGAUAAUGUACGACGUCGCCGGCGGCAACGUAGGCGACGUGUUUGGCAUUUUUCCAGACGGACAGCUGUACAUCAAAACGGAGCUGGACAGAGAAGUGCAGGACAGAUAUAACUUAGUGGUCGUGGCCAAGGACAGAGCUGUGGAGCCGCUCAGCGCCACUGUCAACGUCACUGUGAUUCUGGACGACGUGAACGACAACCGGCCCCUGUUCAACAGCACCAAUUAUGUGUUUCACUUUGAGGAGGAGCAGGCGCGGGGGUCGCUGGUCGGGCGGGUUUUUGCCGAGGAUAAGGACUUUGGUCCAAACAGUGAGGUCAGAUAUACGUUUGAGACUCCGCAGCCCAACUUUGAGCUGAACACCAUCACAGGGGAGUUGACCAGCACGCUGCAGUUGGACCGCGAGUCGCUCAUGAGACAAAGAGGCGCCGCCGUGUUCAGCUUCGUGGUCGUCUCGUCGGACCAGGGUCUCCCCAGGCCCCUCAGAGACCAGGCCAAAGUGCAAGUUUACAUUCAAGACAUCAACGACAACACGCCUAAAUUCACCAAAGACAUUUACCAGGCCUCCAUCUCAGAGUCAGCACAGAACAUGACACAGCUGCUCAGAGUCUCUGCCUCUGAUGUGGACGAGAACAAAAAUGGACUGGUUCAAUAUCUCAUCACCGAGGGCAACGAAGAGGGACAGUUUUUGAUUGACGGCAGCUCCGGACAGGUCACCCUCGUGGGAAAGCUGGACUAUGAAUCUACAUCCUCUUAUUCUUUGAAAAUCAUAGCUGCUGAUGCUGGAGCGGUGCCCCUGUCCUCCUCCUGCAUGCUCAGCAUCAGCAUCCUGGAUGAGAAUGACAACUCCCCCUCCUUCCCUAAAUCCUCCCUGUCUGUGGACGUCUUAGAGAACAUGAGGAUCGGGGAGUUGGUGGCAUCUGUGACAGCCACCGAUGCCGACUCAGGCCAAAACGCAGACAUAACGUACAGCAUCACCGCCACAAACAACCACGGCACGUUCAGCAUCAGCCCCAACACUGGCAGCAUCUUUCUGGUGAAAAGGCUGGACUUUGAAACGCAGUCGUUUUACAAGCUCAACAUCACUGCAAAGGACAAUGGCAGGCCGCAGCGCUCCUCAUCCAUCCCCGUAGUGAUCCAAGUCAGGGACUUUAAUGACAAUCCUCCCAUAUUUACUCCCGGUGACAUCUUCAAAUCCAUCCCGGAGAAUCUUCCCGUUUCCUCCUCAGUCAUGAUGAUUACGGCUCAUGACACGGACGCAGACAUCAACGGGGAGCUGGAGUACUCCAUUGUUCAGCAGAUCCCUCGGGGGAGCCACUUCAACAUCGACUCGAGCACUGGGCUCAUUUUCACCAACAGAGAAAUAGACAGGGAAUUCUCCAACCUGUUUGAGCUGACCGUCAAAGCCACAGAUCAGGCUUUUCCUGUGGAAUUCCGCCGCUUUGCCCUGAAAAAUGUCACAAUAUGGGUCACGGACCUGAACGACAACGUCCCCACUUUCCUGUCACAGAACGCCCUCGUGGCCGAGCCCAACAUAGUCAUCGGCUCCAUCCUGACAACAGUGGUGGCCUUUGACCCCGAUGAGGGGGAAAACGGGGAGGUGGAGUACGAGCUCGUGGAAGGAGACUCGGACACCUUCAUCAUGGACAGGUACAGUGGGGACAUUCGCCUGGCCUCCCAGCUGGUGCCCUCCCGGCUCAUGUACACGCUCACGGUGUCGGCCACUGACCACGGCAUGAACCGCAAGACCUCCAGGACAGAGAUGACCAUCAUCCUUCAAGGGCUGGACGGGCCCGUGUUCUCCCAGCCCAAAUACAUCACCAUCCUUAAAGAGGGCCAGCCGCCGGGCACCAAUGUCAUCUCCCUCGAUGCCUCCAGCCCACGGGGCUCCGCCAGCAGAGUGGAGUAUUUCAUCGUGGCGGUGCGGAGUGGUGGGAAAGCCGUGGGGCGCCUUUUCACCAUCGGCCGCAACACUGGAGUGAUACAGACGGCGGCGGAGCUGGACCGAGAGAAGGGCUCCGACCUCUACCUGGUGGAUGUGUACGCCAUCGAGAGCGACGCCAACCAGCCCAGAACACAGCGUGCUGAGGUGGAGAUCACGCUGCAGGACGUCAACGACAACCCGCCCGUCUUCCCCAAUGACAUUCUCGACGUGACCAUCGAGGAGAACGUCGGCGACGGCUUCAAGAUAAUGCAGCUAACAGCCACGGAUGCAGAUGAGGGUCCCAACGCUCUUGUGACGUACACCAUCAUCAGCGGCGCGGACGACAGCUUCCGCAUCGACCCGGAGUCCGGCGAUCUCAUCGCCACCAAGAAGCUGGAUCGGGAGCGCCGCUCGAAAUACUCCCUCCUGGUGCGCGCCGACGACGGGAAGCAGUCGUCCGACAUGAGGCUGAAUAUCACCGUGAAGGACAUCAACGACCACACGCCCAAGUUCUCCCGUCCUACGUACUCAUUCGAUAUUCCCGAAGACAUGGCAUCAGGCUCCAUCGUGGCGGCGAUCCUGGCCAGUGACUCUGACUCAGGGGUGAACGGCGAGGUCACAUACUCGCUGGAGGAGGACGACGAGGACGAGACGUUCCUCCUGAACCCGGUGACGGGCGUCUUCAACGUGACGCGCCCGUUGGACUACGAGACGCAGCAGUACUACAUUCUCACGGCGAGGGCUCAGGACGGCGGCGGGCAGACCAGCGCGGUCAGGGUGUACUUCAACGUGCUGGACGUCAACGACAACGCGCCCGUCUUCAACACCAGCGUGUACAGCACGUCCGUCUCCGAGAGUCUGCCGCCCGGGUCCAGUAUCCUCACUGUCGGGGCCAGUGACGCCGAUGAUGGGCCUAAUGCUCAGCUCCUCUACAAAAUCGCCUCGGGUGAUUCCCAGAGUCACUUUGUCAUCUCCAAAGAGGGAGUCCUCCAAACCAAGAAGGCCUUGGACAGAGAAACACAAUCCUUCUACAACCUGGUGAUCACAGUCAACGACCUGGCCCCGCCUCCCAUGACCCGCUUCACCAGCACCGCCCAGGUGUCGAUCAUUCUGCUGGACGUCAACGACUGCCCGCCGACCUUCACCUCGCAGAGGAUGACCUACAUCCAGGAGAACACGCCUGUGGACACGGUGGUGUUCACCGCCCAGGCGGUGGACUCUGACAGUGGACCCAACAGUUACGUCGAGUAUUCGCUGCGAGGACCCUAUGGUAACAAGUUCAGCAUUGGCACAGUUGAUGGAGACGUCCGGUUGGUUGGGGAGCUGGACCGGGAGGAGUUUUCCAACUACACCCUCACGGUUGUGGCCACAGAUAAAGGAGAACCCCCUCUGUCUUCAACCAUGGAAGUGACCAUGAUGGUUCUGGACGUCAAUGACAACACGCCGAGCUUCUCGCAAAACAUCUACGACAUCGAGAUUGAGGAGAACACCUUGACGGGCACAGAUGUCAUCCAGGUGUUCGCUACAGAUGCGGAUGAGGGCACCAACGGCCAGAUCCGGUUUUCAAUCUCGGGAGGCAACGGCAACUCUGAUUUCAGAAUUGAUUCGGUCACAGGUGUGAUUUCUGUGGCCAAGCAGCUGGACCGCGAGGUGCGGUCUUCCUAUUCCCUCGUGGUCCAAGCGGCCGAUCGCGGCAGCAGCCCCAGGGUGGACCGCGCUACCGUCAACAUUGUGCUGCUAGACGUCAACGACUGUUCGCCCGUGUUUGAGCUCUCCCCUUACACCGUCAACAUGCAGGAGAACCUGGAGAGCCUGCCAAAAAAUAUCCUGCAGGUCGUUGCCAGAGACGAUGACCAAGGUGCCAACAGCCAGCUGAGCUACAUGCUGAGCGGUGGGAAUGACGAGGGCGCGUUCAGCCUGUCGUCCAGCGGUCAGCUGAGCCUGACCCAGACGCUGGACCGUGAAGUUCAGGGGAAAUACGUGCUGCUGAUCACAGCCACCGACUCAGGUUCUCCGCCUCUGAGCGGCACGGGGACCGUGACGGUUCUGGUGGACGACGUCAACGACAACGUGCCCGUCUUCACCUCCUCGUCCUUCCACACCACCAUCACGGAGGACGCCCCCACGGGCUCGGACGUGCUGCUGGUCAACAGCUCGGACGCGGACGUCGGCGUCAACGGUGUCAUAAGCUACAGUCUGACCGGAGGACACGGCCAGUUCUCCAUCAACCCCGCCACAGGACAGAUCAUCACCAGCUCCCUGCUGGACCGGGAAGACCGCGCUAAUUACCAGCUGCUGGUCGUGGCCACCGACGGCGGGCAGCCCGAGGGCUUAUCCAGCUCCGCCACGGUGUCCGUGACUGUGGCGGACAUCAACGACAACCCACCGCGCUUCCACCACCACCCUUAUGUCACUCACAUCCCCGCCUCUACCACAGCAGGGUCGUUGGUCUUCGCCGUCACCGUCACCGAUGAGGACGCGGGGUCCAACGCUCAGCUCCACUACUCCCUCAUGGGACGCAACUCUGAGAAGUUCAAGAUUGACCCGGUCAGAGGAGCCAUCACGGCCAACGAGAAGCUGACGGGAACCUCAGAGGUUACGCUCACGGUCCGAGUGAAAGACGGCGGAGCCAAUCCCAAAACGGAUAUGACCACGGUCACAGUCCGCUUCGUUACUGGAGGAAACUUCCCCGUCAUCAAAGUGAGGGAGCGCGCGUUCACGUUCCCCGAGAGCCAGCCGGCAAACCACGUCGUGACAACAGUGACUGGAUCCUCAAUGAGGGGCGGGCCGCUGUCAUACUACAUCGCCAGUGGCAACCUGGAUAACGCCUUUCACAUUGACCAGCUCUCGGGCGAACUGUCAAUCAGGCACUUGCUGGAUUAUGAGCACAUUCAGAAGUAUGUUCUCUGGGUGGAGGCCAGAGAUCAGGGCUUUCCACCAUAUUCCUCUUAUGAGAAGAUGGAAAUAAAUGUGCUGGACGUGAAUGACAAUCACCCGGUGUUUGAUAAGGAUCCUUUCCAUGCGGAAAUACUGGAGAACCUGUCACCUCAGCGGGUGCUGAUGGUCUCUGCCGUAGAUCUGGACAGCGGGCCGAACGGACAGCUGGAAUAUGCCAUCAUGGACGGCAACAAGGAGAACAGCUUCAGCAUUAAUCGAGCGACUGGUGAAAUACGAACCACCAGGCCUCUGGACCGGGAGAAGGUGGCUCAGUACUCUUUGAAGGUUAAAGCCACAGACAGGGGGCUGCCGCCCAAAAACAUGGCGGUCAAAGUGUUAAUCAGCGUGCUGGACGUGAACGACAACGCCCCCAGGUUUUCCAAAAUCUUCAGCGCGACGGUGGCGGAAAACGCGCCAGUGGGUUACACCGUCACCAGGGUCACCACCACAGACGAGGACGCGGGGUCAAACGCCGUCAGCCGAUAUUCAAUCACAGACACGAGCCUUCCGUUCAACAUCAAUCCAAGCACGGGAGACAUAACAAUCAGCAGGCCGCUCAACAGAGAAGACACUAACCAUUACAUCGUCAAAGUGUCUGCCCAUGACUCUGGCUGGACAGUGAGCACAGACGUCACCAUAUUCAUAACGGACAUUAACGAUAACGCACCCAGAUUUAGUCGUCCCUCUUACUACCUGGACUAUCCCGAGCUCACUGAAGUGGGCUCCCUGGUCACGAGGGUUUCUGCCACGGAUCCCGAUGAGGGUUUCAACGGCAAAAUCUUUUAUUUCAUCCGCUCCCAGUCUGAGUUUUUCAGAAUCAAUGCCAGCACUGGAGAGAUAUUUGUGAAGCAGCAGUUGAAGUAUCAGAACUCGAGUGCUGCCAGUAGCAUGAAUAUAAAUCGCCACAGCUUCAUCGUGACGGCCUCGGACCGGGCGAUGAAGCCACUGAUGAGUGAGACGACAGUCAUUGUAAAUGUUGUGGACAGCAACGAUAAUCCUCCCGAGUUUGACUCCUCGAGCUACUUCACUCCCGUCACCAAGAGCGUCAAAGUCGGCACCAGACUGAUUCGAGUCGCAGCUCAGGACAGAAAAGACUUUGGCCUGAAUUCCGAGGUGGAGUACGUAAUUACAGGCGGAAACAGCUCAAGUAAAUUCAAACUGGACAAAACCAGUGGAUGGAUUACUGUCGCUUCCUCUCUUUCGUCCGACAUGAAGAAGAUUUUCCUCAUGGACAUCACAGCGAGCGACCGAGGGAACCCCCCUCUGUCGUCGCGGACGUCGGUGCGAAUUGUCGUCACAGAGGAGAACCACCACACGCCCGAGUUCUCGCAAAGCCACAUCUCAGCCACUGUGCCUGAAAGCCUCGCUGUGGGAACAGCUAUUAGGACUGUGUCUGCCAGAGACAAAGACAAAGAAAUGAACGGCCUCAUCACGUACAAUAUUACUUCAGGCAAUGAAAAGGGCCAGUUUGCCCUUAAUAGUAAAACCGGAGUGUUGUCCCUGGCCAAACCUCUGGACUUUGAAGAGAAGCAGCAACAUGAACUUAGAGUUACAGCCACGGAUGGAGGCUGGAUCGUCAAAACGAGCUACGUCUCGGUCACAGUACACGUGACCGACGUGAACGACAACCCUCCCGUGUUUGAUCCUGAAGAGUACUUCCCCACUGUGCAGGAGAACGUUCCCAGUGGCACGACCGUGGUCAAAAUGAACGCCGCAGACCGCGACUCGGGAGCGAACGCGGUCAUGGCUUACGUGAUCCAGUCAUCGGACAGUGACCUCUUUGUUAUCGACCCAAACUCUGGCACCAUCACCACGCAAGGCUUUUUGGAUUACGAGUCCAAGCAGGUCUACCAUUUAACAGUAAAGGCCUUCAAUGUCCCAGACGAGGAGCGCUGCAACUUCGCCAAUGUCAAUAUUCAACUGAAGGGAGCCAACGAAUACGUACCCCGCUUUGUCUCCAAACAGUACUACUUUGAAAUAUCUGAAGCUGCUCCAAGAGGCACAGUGGUCGGGGAAGUGUUCGCCAGUGACCGGGACCAGGGAGAUGAUGGAGUGGUUUACUACCUCAUUUUUGGGAAGAGCAGAAAGAAAGGCUUUAGCAUCAAUAAGAAAACAGGUCAGAUUUAUGUCACAGGUACUCUAGACCGUGAGAGAGAGGAAAAGAUUUCACUCAAAGUUCUCGCCAAGAACGCGGGGAGCAUCCGCGGUGCAGAUAUUGAUGAGGUGUUUGUGAAUAUCACGAUUCUCGACGCUAAUGACCCUCCCGUUUUUACCCAAGAACUGUACGAUGUGCAGGUUAGUGAGGGUCUCUCACCCGGUGGUCUGGUAACCUUUGUGAGUGCUGAGGAUUCAGACUCUGUUCCAAGCUGGAGCCGAUUUACUUACUCCAUUUCUCCAGAGUUUGAUAAAAAUGUUUUUACUAUCAACCCGAAAACAGGCCAAGUCUCUGUAGCCGCAGAGCUGGACAGAGAAACAACUCCUGUUUAUAAUCUAUCCAUUCUAGCUGUGGAUACUGGCACACCUCCUGCAACAGGAAGCACCACCGUUAUUGUGAAUCUGGAAGACAUCAAUGAUAAUGGUCCAACUUUGACAACCGCUUAUGCUGAAGUAAUGGAGAACCAGAGAGCUGGCACUGGAGUUAAAACACUGACAGCCUCUGACCCAGAUCUACCCCCGAACCAAGGACCUUUCUUAUUCAGCCUCCUCAGUUCUGGCUCCGCUAACAGCUACUUCAGCCUUAGUCCAGCUGGAGUGUUAACAACCAGCCGAGAGAUAGACAGAGAACAGAUAAGCGACUUCUACCUCUCUGUUAUGAUCAAGGAUUCUGGCGUGCCUCAGAUGUCCUCCACAGGAACAGUCCACGUCAAAAUAAAUGACCAGAAUGACAACCCUUCAGAGCCAAGGUCCAUGGAAAUCCUUGUCCACUACUUUGGGAACAUGUUUCCCGGAGGUUCAUUGGGUGAUGUCAAACCCCAGGACCCAGACAUUCAGGACAGGUUCCACUGCUCUCUUAUCCCUCCAUCGUCCAGCCUCUUUAAUAUCCCAACUGGGUCCUGCAACCUCAACUCUAAAUCUCGUUCAACCGAUGGCACCUUUGAGCUAACCGUCCGUAGUAGCGACGGCGUCCACGGUUCCGUCAGCAAUACGGCUCGAGUCGUCUUCAUGGGCUUCACCAACGCCACAGUAGACAACAGCAUUCUCAUCCGUCUCAACUCGCAAGGGAUCAAAAACUUCCUCACGGACCACUACCUCAGUUUCUUACGCAUUGCCAACUCUCAGCUAGCAGGACUGGGCACAGGAGUGCUCCUCUAUGGAGCGUUUGAGCUCAACAAUCAGACUUUCCUGAUGGCAGCUGUUAAACGGGGCCACGGACAAUAUGUCAACCCCAGCGGCGUGGCCACAUUCUUCCAGAGUAUCAAAGACAUUUUAUAUAGACAGAGCGGGGUGCAAAUAGAUGCGGUGGACCAUGAUCCGUGCACACAUAACCCAUGCCAGAACGGAGGCAGCUGCAAGCGGCGUCUCAGUGUCGGGCCUGAUAUGAAGACAGAAGAAAGUGUCCCAGUGAUCCUUGUUUCCAACCACCCCCUGCAGCCGUACGCCUGCAGCUGCAGGCCAGGAUACACAGGAGCCCUGUGUGAGACGGACGUCGACGAGUGCCAGCCGUCGCCCUGCCACAAUGGUGGCACCUGCCAUAAUUUGGUGGGCGGCUUCUCCUGCACCUGUCCUGAAGGUUUCACCGGCAUGGCCUGCGAGAGGGACGUCAACGAAUGCCUCUCCAAUCCCUGCAAGAAUGGGGCGCUGUGCCAGAACUUCCCCGGCGGCUUCAACUGCCUCUGCAAAUCUGGCUUUGCAGGCAAAACGUGCGAUUCCAUCAUCAAUCACUGUGAGUGUAACCCAUGUUUUAAUGGUGGCUCCUGUCAGAAUCGGGUGGAUGGAUAUUACUGUCAUUGUCCGUUCGGGGUUUUCGGCAAACACUGUGAACUCAACAGCUAUGGCUUUGAGGAGCUCUCUUACAUGGAGUUUCCGUCGCUGGAUCCCAACAAUAACUACAUAUAUAUUAAGUUUGCUACCCUGCAGAGCAACGCUCUGCUUAUGUACAACCACGACAACCAGACCGGAGACAAGGCGGAGUUUCUGGCUCUGGAGAUCUUCGAGGGACGGAUGCGCUUCUCCUUCAACCUGGGAAGUGGAACUUACAAACUCAUGACGAUGAUCAAAGUUGCCGACGGGCAGUUCCACACGGUCAUCGCCAGGAGAGCUGGGAUGGCUGCUUCUUUGACUGUGGACCUGUGUGGCGAUGACCAUGAGCCAGGCUAUUGUGCUGUUAGCAAUGUAGCAGUGCACACUGACUGGAUCCUGGACGUGCAGCCCAACCGGCUCUCAGUGGGAGGCGUCAGGUCAAUAGAACCCGUCCUUCAUCGGCGCGGUCAGAUCGCCACCCACGACUUUGUCGGCUGCAUCAUGGAGUUCGCCGUCAAUGGCCGCCCGCUGGAGCCGAGUCAGGCGCUGGCAUCGCGUGGCAUCCUUGACAGAUGUCCAAGACUGGAAGGAGCCUGCACCACCAGCCCCUGCAGACACGGGGGCACCUGUUUGGACCGCUGGUCCUGGCAGCAGUGCCAGUGCGUGGACGGCUUCACGGGCAAAUUCUGCGAGAAGUACAUGACGGCGGAUACCGCCCUGUCCCUGGAUGGUACAGGCCGGCUGGAUUACUCCCUGAAGCCCGGCCCCAAACGUGACGUCCUGCUGCGACAGUCGCUGCAGGGCAGGUCCUCUGACCGCGUCGGGCCCAGCAGCCUGGAGGUGAAGUUCAGGACGCGCAGCAAGACCGGCACGCUGCUGCACGUGCAAGAGAGCAGCAACUACACCACUGUGAAGCUGAGGAACGGUAACAUCCACUACAUCUCGGAUGCAGGCGUGGGAGGGAAGGUGGAGCGCACCCUGGGGGACGCCGUGCUGUCCGACGGCCAGUGGCACACGCUGCAGCUGGUCAAGAACGGCUCGGCUACCGUGCUGCAGGUGGACAGCGGUCACCCCAGGGUCAUCCAGCAUGUCACGCAGGACUUUGGCGGUCUGGGCGUGUUGACGUUUUCCCUGGGAGGGAUCCCGCCUGGGCCGGCGCAACAAAAGACAGCAGCAGGUUUCGAUGGCUGCCUGGCCUUUGUGAAGUACAACAGGGAGAACCUGCCAUUUACCGGAGAGCACAGCCUCGUCACCUUAACCAAGACCAGCUCGUCCGUCAAGAUCGGCUGCAGAGGUCCCAACCUUUGCGAGAGCAGUCCGUGCUGGGAUGGCCUGAUGUGUGUCAACCAGUGGUACACGUACCAAUGUGUCCCGCCCGGUGACUGUUCUUCUAAUCCCUGCCAGAACCACGGCAGCUGUGUGCCGGAUCCACGCACAGGUUUCACCUGCGUCUGCUCCGAGUUUUACACGGGAAAGACAUGUGAGACUUUGGUGGCCUGUUUGGGUGUCCAGUGCCCACAGGGUACUGUCUGCAAGACAGCCAACAAUGGUGGGUUUGUCUGUAGCCCCAGCCCCACUGCAGAGACAAUGGUCCUCCCCAUCUGGGCAGUACCGGCAAUUGUCGGCAGUUGUGCCACUGUCCUUGCCUUGGUGGUUCUCAGCCUGAUCCUGUGCAACCACUGCAAGGACCGCAACAAGACUAAAGUGCCAAAGGAACCCAAGGAGAAGAAGCCGAAGGAGAAGAAGAAGAAAAAGAAGAAGGGCAGCGAGAACGUCGCGUUUGAUGACCCGGAUAACAUCCCGCCAUAUGGAGAUGACAUGACGGUACGGAAACAACCGGAAGGGAACCCCAAACCGGACAUUAUUGAGAGGGAGAACCCUUACCUGAUCUAUGACGAAACCGACAUCCCCCACAACAAUGAGACUGUCCCGAGUGCUCCCUGUGCUCCCUGCAAUGUACCAGAGGCAGAUAUCGAGCACUACGACAUAGACAACGCGAGCAGUAUCGCUCCUUCAGACGCCGAUAUCAUCCAGCACUACAAACAGUUCCGCAGUCACACACCCAAGUUCUCCAUCCAGAGACACAGCCCACUGGGCUUCGCCAGACAGUCACCCUUACCGCUUGGAGCAACAAGCUACACCUACCAGCCCCAGUACACGCAAGCGCUGAGGUCCACCCCAUUGAGCCACUCCCACUCAGCCUGCCCCACCCCAAAUCCGCUCUCCAGACACUCGCCAGCCCCGUUCACCAAGCCCUCGUCCUUUUACCGAAACACUCCUACCAGAGAACUCAACCUGGCUCGCCGUGAGGGCAGCCCACUGGACCUGCACAAUGACAUGUGCCAGCCUCCGCCCAUGUUCAACUAUGCCACCCGGCUGGGGAGACGCAGCAAGAGUCCGCAGACCAUGGCCAGCCACGGCCACACCUCCAGGCCCGGGAGUCGGCUGAAGCAGCCGAUUGAGCAGAUCCCCCUGGAGACGGGGCCUCCUGUGGGGCUAUCCAUUGAGGAAGUGGAGCGACUGAAUACUCCACGGCCACGAAACCCCAGCAUCUGCAGCGCCGACCACGGGCGCUCCAGCUCUGAGGAGGACUGCCGCAGGCCACUGUCAAGGGUCCGCAACCCUGCAGACGGCAUCCCGGCACCAGAGUCCUCUUCAGAAAGUGACUCUCAUGACUCCUUCACCUGCUCGGAGAUGGAGUACGACCGGGACAAACCGGUUUCUUACACCUCCCGGGUUCCCAAGCUCUCACAAGUCAACGAGUCAGAUGCUGACGAUGAGGACUACAGUGGGAGGCUCAAGCAGAGGCGCUACUCAAGUCGGAGGGCAGAAGGAGGGCCUGGUGUUGCCCAAUUGCCCCCAAGUGAGCAGCACUACACCCUGCCCCAUAAACUAGGCCAGCAAGCUGGGGGCUUCAACUGGGACAAUCUCUUGAACUGGGGCCCCGGCUUUGGACAUUAUGUGGACGUAUUCAAGGACUUAGCCUUGCUUCCGGAGAACGCGGCAGCAAAAGACAUUGAAAUGAACAGUGGCGAUGGUUCAGUGACCAUUCUAAACGAAGGAGAAGCUGAGCAAUAUGUAUGAGACUAUUUAUUAUGAUGAUGAUGUACAAUAUGGUGAUGUUCUCCUUUUUUUUGCUUUUUAAGAAGACUGUAUAUUUCCAGAGAGCAUCGGACCCCUGUGUCUUUUUUUUUUUUUUUACAUUAUUCAAAAUAAGACGACUUUCAAUGCAGUAAGGCAGAAAAAUGGCACCUGUAACUUGACAGACGUUUGGCAUUGGCCACCUUGGAACAGUUUACCAGUCUUGUGUUUUUUUUAGGUUUCAAAUUCUCAACUGUACAAUCACGCGUUCAUCUCUCAGAGGCCUCAUUACGACGUUUCGUGACUGCAAAAGCGCCGCUCACGUUAUCUCGAUCACACAUUUCUGCUCUGUAUUAUACUGAUGUUGCUUCUGUCACAUUCACAGCUGAGAGAUGAGAGGGGAGAUUGUUUUAACACCUGAAGAGAAAUUCCGACAGGCCAUAAAGUAAAAGAAAGCUCACGGUCUGGGUUGCCUUAAGGCUCGAUUUUUUUUGCCUGAAAAGAAGCACGUGUGCGUGUGAUCCGACUGUACCCGUUACUGACAGCACACGGUGUUUCAGACCCCACCAAUGAUUAGAAUCCCUCAUCUUUUUCCCUGGUUUGUUUUCUUAUGGAAGACUGGAUAAAUUCUCCAAGAAUGAGGGUUCAUUACGUCUCCUGCCUUACAGACAUUUGAGGAUUUCAGUUCCGGGGAGGGAAGGACUUUUAGUCUUUUUUUUUUCCCCCGGCCUAAGUUGAGUUGGAAAGGUUUUUUUUCUUUGGUGGGUGGGGAAGAGUGUCUGCUAUAAAUGAGCAUUUUCUGACAAGCCAAGUGUUUUCCAGGCAACGAUGAUGAUGAUGAUGUUGAUGUUACUGAUGUAUGAUGAUGACGUGUAAACAUGACCCCAACUAAAACACUAUGAACUUGUGUACAUUUUUUUUUAAAAUUCAUGAUAAAUCAUGGAGUCAUUUGUUAUUGUUGGUGUCCCUCGUCCAUUAUUUUUUUUGACAUGUAUGGUUUCGACAUUUUUUUUGUACUGUUUAUUAACUUAAAAUUACUUAAGCUGUGUUUCUAUGGAUGUUUUUCAUACGCUGAAAUGUAUGUUCUUACUUUCGGGGAAAGUAAGAUUGAAGACUUAUUUUUUACAUUUGUUACGUAUGUAACACCAGUAUUUUCCACUUUUGAUAAAACUAUAACAUGCUGUAUGCUUUGUACUUGUAAAAAGCCAAUAACAGAAUAAAAAAAUAUUUAUUUAAACA